Messenger RNA from Syngnathus typhle (broad-nosed pipefish), 2606 nucleotides. RefSeq names its product UDP-N-acetyl-alpha-D-galactosamine:polypeptide N-acetylgalactosaminyltransferase 18b (gene galnt18b). Bases 253 to 2088 code for a protein of 611 amino acids. The record is from RefSeq and is a predicted model, not a curated record. NCBI's taxonomy places the organism in Eukaryota, Metazoa, Chordata, Actinopteri, Syngnathiformes, Syngnathidae. The transcript is spliced from 11 exons. Gene Ontology annotation, cellular component: Golgi apparatus.
CCUCCCAUUGGCUGCAGCGAGACGCUGGCCGUCUCUCUGUUUCUUUCGCUCCCUCUUCGUCAAAUGUUCUUGGACCUGCCGGUGCUGAUCUUUGCGAUGGGCUGACAGCGGUAGCGUUCACCUGUAGAUUGCGCACCCCCAAAUUUUGAUUAACCGCUGGGAUUAAAUUCACUUUAUCACAUUUUUUUUUUCAUUGUUGAAAUUGACGUAUUUUUUGUGCAAGAAUUUUAACCUGCAUGGAGGGAUGUUGGCAUGGCUUGCACGAGAAGAACCAAAACUUUGGUGUCGACAUGCGUAAUCUUGAGCGGCAUGACCAACAUUGUGUGCCUGCUCUACGUCGGAUGGGUGACUAAUUACAUCGCCAAUAUUUACAUCAAAGUGCCCAUGCCUUUCCCCGAGAGAAAGUUCGUGGAGGGGGACAAAAGAUCCGGAGACACUCUCCGGCUCAUGGAGCGACUUGAUCGCCUGGAGAAUGUGGUCAACCAACACAUACAAGAGGCUCCGAGUCGAGGUGAGGAUGAGCAGGCCGACACGUCCUUCUCCGACUCGUCUCUCUUCGCUCACUGGGGUCAGGAGCUGAGUGCCGACAAUCGAAGAGCAGCGCUCAAGAUGUUCCAGUACUACGGCUACAACAGCUACCUCAGCGACCGGCUCCCAUUAGACAGGCCCAUAGCAGAUCUCAGACCUACGGGGUGCCGAAACAUCACUUAUGCUCUAAACCUCCCACAAGUGAGCAUCGUUUUCAUUUUUGUGAAUGAAGCCUCGUCUGUCAUCCUGCGGUCCAUUCACUCCGCCAUUAGCAGGACGCCCUCCCAUCUUCUCAAAGAGAUCGUUCUGGUGGACGACAACAGCAAUAACGAAGAGCUGAAGGAGAAACUGGAGGACUUUGUGUCAAAGACCAACAGCGAGCGUCCCGGAUUCAUCAAGCUGGUGCGGCACGCCAAGCAGGAGGGCCUGAUCCGGUCCAGAGUGAGCGGGUGGCGAGCCGCCACUGCUCCAGUCGUUGCCCUUUUCGAUGCCCACGUGGAGUUCAACGUUGGCUGGGCUGAACCCAUUCUUCAGAGAAUUAAAGAGGACAGAACUCGCAUAAUCUCCCCUUCGUUUGAUAACAUCAAGUACGACACGUUUGAGAUUGAGGAGUAUCCGCUGUCUGCCCAGGGCUUUGACUGGGAGCUGUGGUGUCGCUACCUCAACCCCCCCAAGUCUUGGUGGCACGAGGGGAACAAAAGUGCUCCCAUCCAGAGCCCCGCCCUGAUUGGCUGCUUUGUGGUGGACAGGCUGUACUUUGAGGAGAUAGGUCUGCUGGAUGAAGGCAUGGAGGUGUACGGGGGAGAGAAUGUGGAGCUGGGCAUCAGGGUGUGGCAAUGUGGCGGCAGUGUGGAGGUCCUUCCUUGCGCUCGCAUCGCCCACAUUGAACGAGCUCACAAACCGUACACGGAGGACCUGACAUCUCACGUGCGACGUAAUGCCCUCAGAGUCGCAGAAGUCUGGAUGGAUGAGUUUAAGAGUCAUGUUUACAUGGCCUGGAAUAUUCCUCAGGAGGACUCGGGCAUUGACAUUGGCGACAUCUCGGAAAGGAAGGCUCUGAGGAAGAGGCUGCAGUGUAAAACCUUCAGAUGGUACCUGGUCAACAUCUACCCUGAGAUGAGGAUGUACAGCGAAACUGUUGCAUAUGGCGUACUGAAAAAUUCUCUGAAGAAUGAUGUGUGUCUGGAUCAAGGGCCUGAAAAUGACAACGUUCCCAUUAUGUACCUCUGUCAUGGAAUGACACCACAGAAUGUGUACUACACCAGAACUCAGCAGCUUCUGGUGGGUCUCCUUAGUCCCACUGUUGACGAUGAUGACAACAAGUGCCUAGUGGACGUGAACAGCAGACCACGCCUCAUCGAGUGUGGCUAUGCCACAGCCAAACGCAUGAAACUGCACUGGUUCUUCACUCAGGGAGGAUCUAUUCAGAACAGAAAAUCAAGAAGAUGCUUGGAGCUUGUAGCAAAUAGUGACAACGAGUUUGGUUACCAACUCUCUCUACAGAAAUGCACUGGACAGAAAUGGUUCAUCACAAACGUGUUGUAUAGCAAUUCCCCAUGAGCACACCCGACUGAGUUUGUGUCUAUACUAUCUGUGAGUGUAAUUCUGCAUUCCAAAUGCUUGGAAAGUAGAAAACAUCACACUUGGAAAUUCUAACGUCAGCCUUCCAUACAUUCUAAUCAAAGAUAAACUCAAGAAACACAUGGCUGAUGACCUUGAUCAGUGCGUCAUGAGCAUUCGAGCUCCAACCUCCAAAAACAAACGCAAACCAUGUUCAUAUUGUUUAACAUGAAAAUUGAAAUAAUUCCAGAAAUGUGAAAUGGACAAACUCGAGUAUGUACUCUGACAUUAAAGUGAAAGUAAACCCCAAAAUUUUCUUUGUAAUAAUAUGUUCUGUGCAGCCCAACUCAUCAAUACACUGAUUGUUUUGGUCGCGUCACGAGAUGAAUAAAAACUGAUUAAUUUUGCUGCUUAACUUAUAUUCGACAAACGUAAUGUUGAUUAGAAUACCCUGUUUAAACUAUUGGGGGCACAUACAGCAUAUUACUCUAAAUAAAUUUUUGGGGUUGAUAUGCCCU